Molecule: messenger RNA, 1983 nt
Organism: Paramecium sonneborni
Lineage: Eukaryota; Ciliophora; Oligohymenophorea; Peniculida; Parameciidae
Source: the annotation of a GenBank genome assembly
AUGCUUUCUUAUCAAAAUCUAGCCUAAACUGAUUAUCAAAAGCAAAACGAUAUUCCUGUUACCAAUCCUUUACAUAGACCAAAACAAAAUAGUCUUAAUCUCUAAACUUCUCCUGUGCCUCAUCCAUUUAAUACAUUACUUCCAUCCAAUCUGUAAUCAAAUAUCUUCUUUAUUUCUAUAUAGUUUACAAAAAUAACAACUUGAUUAAGAUAGAUAAUCGUAAACAUCUUAUCAUUUCUAGAUAUAAAUCAAAUCUCUCAUAAAAAGCACAAUCCUGUUGUUACAUACCAAAUACAAUCGAUCCUCAAGAAUAAAUAUUGCUUGAUUAAUAAUAACAUUUAAUGGAUCAAAGUGAAGAUUUAAAGUAUCAUAUUUAUGUAUAUUAUUUAGAUCUCAAAAUAAACAACUUUUAUCAGAAAACAAUUCCCUUAAAAAAUUGGUUGAGUAACUUUAACUUGAAUUGUAAUAAUAUAUCUAUUUCUUUAUAUCCUAGAUCAUCUAAUAAGAAUCUUAAAUCUUAAGAAUUUGAAAUCAAAUCUAAAUUAGAUUAUUAAGAAGAAAUCAUUGUCAAACUUAAAUCAGAGGUUAGAAGAAAAUCUGAUCUUAUCUAAUAGAACUAAUUUAAACUUACAGAACUUGAUCGUCUAUAAAAUAAAUUAGAAGAAUAUUCAGGUCUUACUAAAAAAUAUUAAGAAUAAAUCUAAGUAAUCUCUGAAUAUAAAGAAUAAAACCAAGAAUAAAAAAGAUUAUUGUCUCAAUAUAUAAACACUGAAUAUGAAAAUCAGAAUCUAAAAGAAUAUAUAGAUACCUAUAAAUAACAAUUAAGAGAUAAAGAUGUCAAAAUUCAAUAAUUAAAAGAAUAAUCUGAAUUGUUAUACUCUGAUAAUAAAAAAAUUAAAACAACCUUAGAUAUGCUUAAUUUUGAGUUCAAAAAAUCCUAAGAAGGCUAUAAUGAAACCUUGCAUAGAGCUAAUAUUUCUAAUACAGAAUUACAAGGAUAAUUAAGUUUAUUAUAAAAAAAUCUAGCUAAUCAAGCCCAUCAAAUUGAAUUACAAAAAUAAUAAGUUAAAUAAUUUGAACUUUAAGAAAAAGAACUAUACAGUACGAAAUAUCAAUAUCUCAAAUUAGAUGAAAAAUUUUAAUCCUUAACAUAAUAAAACAUUAAAUGUAAAGAAUUUAUAUUUAUUUUUAGAAACUAAAGAAAUUGAUAAAUUACUUAUGACAUUAAAGAAUGGUAAAUAAGAAUAUUUAAAUUUACAAUAAAAAUUUGCACAUUCAGAAUAAGAAAAUAAAAGAUUAUCUGAUUUAUCUAUGCAAUUAGCUAAAUCAAAAAAUUAAUUAGAAUAAUAAUUUUAGCUAUAAGAAUAAGAAUUGAUAAAAAAAUAAGGGAAUCUCGAUUCUCUUGCAUAAAAAUAAAUUGAAUUCAAAACAAUAAUAGAAAAGUAAUAAGGUUAAAUUUAAGUACUUGAGAAUGAACUUAAAAAGAGAGAAACAAUCAUUCUCAAUUUUGAAUAAUAAAUUUAAACCUAAAAAGGAUAAAUGGAAUAAGUUUCACAUAUUGAUACAUAAAAAAAAAAUGAAAUCAAUCAUAAUUAUGCUAAAAUGAAAGAAAUGCACAAUGACCUGAUUUUAUAUGAAAAAUAAGUGAAACAAAUAAAUCAAGGUAAUGAUAAUCAUAUAAUUUAAAGAGAAUUAUUAACUCAAAUAAUAAAACCAAGUUAUAUCAGAGAGAAAUAAUUAGUAAGAACUUGAAAUAAUAAAAUUAAGAGUAAAUAUUAAUAUUUAAAUUAGGAAUAAAUAAUUCAAUUAGAUAGCCGCAUUAGAUUUUUUGAAAAAGAAAUCCAAAAUUAUUCAUUUUAACAGAAAUUGGCUACAGCUCGACCAUUUAACCCUCAAGAUAAAGUAUUUCAAAAUUAAUAGCUUUCUUCUUAAUAAAAUACUCCAAUUGGUUCAUUUAAUAACCAAUUUAAUUAAUUAAAAUGA